AUGGCCGGGAGUGCGAGGUCGUCGGCGGCCGCGAAGCACGCGUACCUGAUGUUCGCGCCGUCCAGGGGCAGCGCCGCGACGACGAGGGGGCCCGGCGCCGGAACCGCGGAGGAGUUCGACGAGUCGGACGUCGUCUGGGGCUCGUUCGGCGGCGGCGCGGACUCCCACUCCAGUCCCGGGGCCGAGCUGCAGGCCGCGGCCGGCUGGGCGCGCCCGGUCCCCACCUCCCGCGCGGGGGCCGGGCGGAAGAAGCCCGCAGUGGACGGCGGCGGCGCGGCGGGGUCGCUGCCGAUGAACAUACCGGACUGGCAGAAGAUACUCGGGGUCGAGUACCGGGACCACUACCACGCGGGCGAGUGGGAGCCCGACGCGGACGACGACGACGGCAGCUACGGCGGCAGGGCGCGCGGCGGCGGCGGCGGGCGGAGAUGGUGCCGCCGCACGAGCUGGCGUGGCGCAGCCGGGCGGCGUCGAUGUCGGUGCACGAGGGGAUCGGCAGGACGCUCAAGGGCCGCGACCUCAGCCGGGUCCGGGACGCCGUCUGGAAGAAGACCGGCUUCGAGGCGGACUGAGCUGAUCGGUGAUCCACCGCCGCCUCGCGCGUUCGGCGGGAGAUGA
This is a messenger RNA of Miscanthus lutarioriparius, 618 nucleotides long. NCBI's taxonomy places the organism in Eukaryota, Viridiplantae, Streptophyta, Magnoliopsida, Poales, Poaceae. The record is from the annotation of a GenBank genome assembly.